Messenger RNA from Nanorana parkeri, 2983 nucleotides. It is a transcript of the gene SV2B, whose product is annotated as synaptic vesicle glycoprotein 2B. Bases 393 to 2537 code for a protein of 714 amino acids. Gene Ontology annotation, biological process: transmembrane transport; chemical synaptic transmission. Gene Ontology annotation, molecular function: transmembrane transporter activity. Gene Ontology annotation, cellular component: membrane. The transcript is spliced from 13 exons. NCBI's taxonomy places the organism in Eukaryota, Metazoa, Chordata, Amphibia, Anura, Dicroglossidae. The record is from RefSeq and is a predicted model, not a curated record.
UGUGUGCUAUACUGGCUGAUGGACUCUUCCAUUUCUCGUAUCACGGCGCUAGCUGGAUAUACUAUUACACUGGGAUGAUCGGCUUGCUUCUCAAGAGCUUGUACACUUAAUCUUAUGCUUGUGAUUGCCUGGGGCACAGACGCCUCUAAAGGACCGCUUUCCAUGGCACCUGAAGAAUAAAAAGGUGGAAUCCCCAGAUCCGUGGAAUUCGGUAUUCCUUAGAACUGCACAGGAUUACACUAAACAACAUGACUCAUGAGAGCACAAUGGACUGCUGCUGUUGACCCUGCUAUUGGAUAUUCUUGAUCUUUGCUGAAGAGGAUUUUUGAAACAAUUUUCUCCAUUAAGCUUAAAAAAAACACUGACAUUUUAUUGCAAAGGUCCAACACAAAAUGGAGGAUGGCUACAGAAACAAUUCAAACUUUUACCAAGGAGCACGAGAUAUAGCUAGAGAAGUAAAGAGACAGACCAGUAACCAAGCCAUGGAUGAUUACUCACGGUACCAAGAUAACACACAUGGAGGAUAUUCAUCAAAUGAUGGCUAUUAUCACAGUGGAGAGCAUGUCAACCAGGAUGAGGAUGCCCAGAGCGAUGCCACAGAGGGACAUGAUGAAGAUGAUGAGAUAUAUGAAGGAGAGUAUCAGGGUAUACCACAUCCUGAUGAUGCAAGGGCCCAGCAUAAGGAUUCAGCCAUAAGGGAUGAAUUAAGAGACCAUGCUGACAUUAUGGCAGAGCGGAAGGAGGAUGAAGAGCAGUUGGCUUACCAAUAUGAAAACAUAAUUCAGGAAUGUGGGCAUGGGCGUUUCCAGUGGACCCUCUUCUUUGUUUUAGGGCUUGCCUUGAUGGCUGAUGGAGUGGAAGUCUUUGUAGUUGGAUUUGUGCUUCCCAGUGCUGAGAAGGACAUGUGUUUAUCGCGCUCAAACAAAGGAAUGUUGGGUUUAAUAGUAUACCUGGGAAUGAUGCUUGGUGCAUUUGUCUGGGGUGGACUGGCAGAUAAGCUGGGCAGGAAGAAAUGUCUCCUCAUCUCACUGACCAUCAAUGCUACCUUUUCAUUUGUGUCCUCCUUCGUCCAGGGUUAUGGAUUCUUCCUUUUCUGCCGCCUUAUUUCUGGAUUUGGUAUUGGAGGUUCCCUUCCCAUUGUGUUUGCCUAUUUCUCUGAAUUCUUGGCUCGUGAGAAGAGAGGGGAGCACUUAAGCUGGCUUUGCAUGUUCUGGAUGAUUGGAGCGAUCUAUGCAUCAGCAAUGGCUUGGAGCAUCAUCCCACACUAUGGAUGGGGCUUCAGUAUGGGAACUCGCUAUCAUUUCCAUAGCUGGAGAGUGUUUGUGGUUGUAUGUGUCCUGCCCUGCUUAGCCUCUAUUAUUGCCCUAAAGUUCAUGCCGGAAAGUCCUCGCUUCUUACUGGAGGCAGGUAAACAUGAUGAAGCUUGGAUGAUACUAAAGAAGAUUCAUGACACUAAUAUGAGAGCAAAAGGAGAACCAGAAAAAGUUUUUACGGUCUCCAAUAUUAAGACACCAAAACAACUAGAUGAAUUUAUUGAAAUUCAAAGUUCAACUGGGACAUGGUUUCAGCGCUGGAUUGUGAGGCUCAUGACUGUUGUGAAACAAGUAUGGGAAAACAUGUUGUAUUGCUUUUCUGGACAGUAUAGAAAGAACACCAUAUUUCUGGCUGUAGUUUGGUUCACCAUGUCAUUAAGCUACUAUGGGCUUACAGUCUGGUUUCCAGACACAAUCCGCUACCUACAAGAAGAAGCCUAUGCAGGCAGAGUGAAAAGAUUUGAAGACGAACAUGUAAAGAAUUUUGUGUUCAAUUUCACACUUGAAAACCAAGUACACAUAGAUGGAACAUACUACAAUGAUAAGUUCUACAAGAUGAAACUGAAAUAUGUCACAUUUGAGGACUGUGUUUUUGAUGAGUGCUACUUUGAAGAUGUCACCUCAGCUGGAACGAUCUUUAAGAACUGCACUAUAAAAUUCUCUUACUUCCAUAACACAGAUCUCUAUGAGCACAGGUUCACGGACUGCACCUUAAUAAACAAUACUUUCUCCAAUCACAAAGAGGAUUGCGACAUUGACUUUGAGGAAGAUAAUGAUUUUCUUAUUUAUCUGGUCAGUUUUCUUGGAAGUUUAUCUGUAUUACCUGGAAAUAUUAUCUCAGCCCUCCUUAUGGAUAAAAUUGGAAGGAUAAGAAUGAUUGCUGGCUCCAUGCUCAUCUCAGCAGUUUGCUGCUUCUUCCUGUUCUUUGGUAACAGCGAGUCUGCGAUGAUUGGCUGGCAGUGCCUGUUCUGUGGAACCAGUAUAGCAGCGUGGAAUGCCUUGGAUGUUAUCACUGUAGAGCUCUAUCCCACAAAUAAAAGAGCAACAGCAUUUGGCAUCUUGAAUGGUCUGUGCAAGCUGGCUGCUAUAUUUGGAAACUCCAUCUUUGCUUCUUUUGUUGGCAUAACAAAAGUCGUUCCGAUUCUCCUUGCAUCCACAGCCCUUGUAGGUGGUGGCCUUAUAUCUCUUCGACUACCUGAAACACGAGAACUUGUCCUCAUGUAAAUACAUACAAAGGAACACAUUAUUGAGACCUUUCAGUGAAAGUGCUAUAGCGACAGAAGAUUUGGGUACAGAACUCCUGCAAGCUGUUACAGUUACAGCCAAAUGAAUCAUCGGACGUAUUAGCACAAUCAUCAUCAUGGUCAUCACUGCUCAAGCAAAUCUGAAAAUCCUGGCAGAUAGCCAAUGCUGUUUUCUCUCCUGACUAUUGAUACAUUUGUGUUUUAGUUUAUUUUUAUAUUGUCAUUGAUUGAACAUAAUGUAUAGAAUUGUAUCUUGUAAUAACAGGGUUUCAGAAAUACCCUACUACUGUUAUUUAAAUAUGAGUAAAAUAUUAUCCUAUAGACACUAUAACUUAAGUUGUAUAUUGUCAACCUUGGAAAAUUAUUAGUUCUUUUCCAGAACAUCUUAUUGGAACGCGUACAAACACUAAAUUAUAGGGACUGAAU